Messenger RNA from Phymastichus coffea, 1360 nucleotides. RefSeq names its product cuticle protein 64-like. Bases 108 to 875 code for a protein of 255 amino acids. The record is from RefSeq and is a predicted model, not a curated record. Lineage: Eukaryota; Metazoa; Arthropoda; Insecta; Hymenoptera; Eulophidae. The transcript is spliced from 3 exons.
GAGAGAGAGAGCUGUUGCGCGCGGGGGCGCGGUCGCCAAGCAUAUAUAAGCGCCAUCACGAUCCUACCGCCGGCACUGACUCUCCAACCUAACUCCUCCAAGACAACAUGAAGGGUUUCAUCAUCUGUCUCGCCGUCUUCGCCGCCGCGAGCGCGGACGUGCGUGAAAAGCGUGGAUUGGGCUACGGACACGGUGCCCUGGCUUACGGACACGGAGACUUAGGCUACUAUGGCCAUGGCCACGGUAUCUCCCUGGCUGGACCUCAUACCGGACCCAACCACCUCGUUGGACCUGCCAAUGGACCUAACGUACUUGCUGGACCCUCCGUGGGACCAUCUCGUCUUUCUGGCGCUGUCGACCAUGGCGCCGUUGUCACUGGUGCCGUGAGUGGACCGUCCGUUGUAUCCGCCUCCCACGCUGGACCCGCUCACGUUGAGCACUACGGAGGUCCAUAUGACGGACCUGGACCAUACGAUGGCCAUCAUGCUGGCGUCGCCCACGUUGGCUACGGAUACGGUGGCUACGGUUACGCCGGCCACGCAUUGGCAGGUCACGGUUACGGCCACCACGGCGUCGUAGCCGUAGCACCAGGCCACCACGGAUACGUCGCCGCUGGACCGGCUCACCACGGUGUCGUCCUCGCCGGACACGGCCAUCACGGCGCCUAUAUCGCUGGACCCCACGCUCAUGGCAUUCAUCUCGGCGGACCUCACGCCGGUCCAGCUGCCAUUUCUGGACCACACGCCGGUCCAGCUGCCGUUUCUGGCCCAGAUGCUGGAUCUGUCGUGAUCGCUGGCCCCUCUGGUAAAAUCACGACGCAUGGAGCCGGUCAUGGUGCUGCUAUUGUCACCGGUCACGGACACGGCCACUGGUAAAAAUGUAGCACAUCGACGACGAUGGAGUCCUCACCCCUGCCCUCCUUUUUUUAUUUAGAUAGAUAGCGGAACUCAACUUCAGAUAUAACUUGUUUUUUUUAAAUAACUAAAUAUGUAUAAUCGAGUGGAACGCCUGCGGAACGACGAGUACCUGACGGCAUCGCGACCGACGAACGACACAUGUGCCAAUAUAUUAUAUGUGGAGCGGACGACUUUGUGCUCGCCAACUCUAAAGAGCGAGAGGUCGUCCGCUCUGGAUGUGUAUGCUUGCAUUUCUCACUUUUCUCUACUCAUACUCUUCUACUUUUGUCCUCCACCUUUUACUUCCUGUUCAUCUCCCUCAAACUGUCGCGAGAGAUUCAUGCCAUUGAAUAUACAUAUAAACACAUAAAAUACUUAUAUCUGUGUAACUUUUUUUUAUGCGACUCGGUGAAAAUUAGCGGUGUAUGUAAAUAUAAGUAAAUACACGCUCAAUAAACGCACGA